Osmerus eperlanus (European smelt) is the source of this 1796-nucleotide messenger RNA. RefSeq names its product transmembrane channel-like 8 (gene tmc8). Gene Ontology annotation, molecular function: mechanosensitive monoatomic ion channel activity. The record is from RefSeq and is a predicted model, not a curated record. Lineage: Eukaryota; Metazoa; Chordata; Actinopteri; Osmeriformes; Osmeridae. Gene Ontology annotation, cellular component: plasma membrane.
GGUUUGUGUGAUGCGAGUGUGUGUUUAGCGUGUCUGUGUGUGUGUCUGUGUUGAAUGCAGAGGAAACAUGGAGGAUGAAGUACGCAAGACUGUCAAGUUCCGAACGAUGCUUUCAAGUGACAGUGGUGACUCCAUCGUAUCCGAUGAGUCAUGCAUCUACUAUCAGACUGAGAUCUUUACCCAGCUUCCCAGCUCCCAGGCUUACAGGCCCCACGUCAGACAGAGGGAGCGGGUAGACAGCGUGGCCCAGGAUGCAGAGCCGAAGCCUGGGGACAACUGCCGUCAUGUUCCCCUGGCUAGAGGUUCCAAAGACAAGGCCUCCAGUGAGCCUCUGAGGAGCCUGGCUGUGUGUAUGCAGGCGAAGAGGGAGGCCAGGGACAGGAGGAGACUGCAGAUGCGUUCCAUUGGCUCCUGGGAGUCGUGGAGGCGGAGCCAGAGCAUCGCCAGGAAGAGGCUCUGGCAGCAGGUGGGAGGGGCCAUCCCAAGGCUGCUGCCAUGGAGACAGACACUGCACACCAUCGAGGGGAGGUUUGGUGUGGGUGUGAAGGCAUACUUCCUGUUCCUGAGGUACCUGAUCUUCUGCAGCCUGCUGCACUGUCUGAUCAUCUCCGGCUCCAUCCUGGAGCCUUCCAGGCGCUUCGGCAGAGGCAACACCACAGAACCGCUGGUGUGGGGAGGGAACGACACCUUUACAGACCUCUUCCUGGGCUCGGGAUUUCUGGAACGUUCUCCUCUGUUCUACGGGUUCUACACGCGCGGUUCCCUGGACCUGCCAUGUCUGAACACCCCUCUGCUCUUCCUCAUCGGAAUCCUCAGCCUCCUCGUCCUCAGUCUGGUCAUGGUGGUGCGGAGAACGGUUGUUGGCUACAAGCACACCUGGUUGCUCGGCAACCGCUACAACUUCCACGUGAGCUACAAGAUAUUCUGUGGCUGGGACUACAACAUCCAGAAUCCUCCCAUGGCAGCCCUGGAGCACAGCUUCAUCUGGAACGACCUAAAGGUCUUCCUGGAGGAGCAGAGGUUUCACGAGCGGGAAGCCCAGAGGACCUGGCCCCAGUGGGCUCGCCUCUACUUCCUGCGAGUUUUCAUCAACUUCCUGGUGGUGUCGAUGCUGGGCGGGGCCUUCCUCCUCAUCUACUUCUCCACGGAUAUAUCACAGCGACAGGCGGGGAAGAGUGGAGAUAACUGGCUGGUGAGCGUGUUGUUGCAGUACCUGCCUCCCUUGACCAUGUCCCUGGUCAACCUGCUGUUUCCUCACAUCUUCAGGAUCUUCUCCUCCUUUGAGGACUACUCCCUCACCACGCAGGUCAACGCCACACUUGUCAGGAGUAUCUUCCUCAAGCUGGCCUGUCUGGUCUACCUGCUCUACCUGUUCAAAAAGGACAAACAGGAAAACCAGUUUGGUAAGGAGAUGUACAAGCUCUGUCUGUUCGACUUCCUGGCCGGUUUCUGCAACACCUUCUUCUUCGCGUACCCUCUCAAGCUGUGCGUGGAGAGGUGGCCGUUGUCGUGGCUGGCGCGGGUGUCGGGGCGGCAGAGUUUCCAGAUCCCCCUGAACGUGCUGGACCUGGUCUACACCCAGACGGUCAGCUGGGUGGGCGUGUUCUACUGCCCCCUGCUGCCCCUGCUGGGGACAGCCAAGCUGGUGGCCGUCCUGUACAUCAAGAAGUUCAUGGUCAUGCGGUGCUGUGUUCCGGAACAGAGAAUGUUCCGGGCCUCCAGAUCCACGGUUCUGUUUCACUCAUGCUUUGCUGGGCUGGUCAUGGCCCUCGUUACUCUGGGAUCAACCUACACCC